AAAAGUCGCCAAUAUUGGAGAACAUUUUCUCGGAAGAUAUAUGAAAAGUACUCAAAAUUCUCAACCAGUUGUAAUUCGUAAAGUUAUGAAAAUAUAUAAAUUGUCUGAGAUUAAUGGAUAGAAAUCGGUGGAAAGAUUUGAUAUGUUUUAGCUACAAAUAAGAUUGAAAAUAUACACCUUGCUUUGGCGCUAGUGUAGGUGAUACUGCUCAUACCUUGGUAAACAAUAACCAAGGCUUAUACAUUUCUAAUUUUUCUGCAUCAAAACAAAUCGUUGUCAACUCGAAGUCGGUGUGUUGUUAGGCUAAAGAACUGUCACUUCUUUAGAUAAAUUGUUAUCGUUACACCUUUGUGAAAUUUGAAUUAUAUUUCUAUUGUGUAAUGCUCAGCUGAAUUUAUUUUUAAGGCACGAUAAUUGUUCACGUGAAUUAUGAUCAUUCCUUUACAUUAAAGAUCUGAAAAGGUAGGCUCCAUCUCUUUCAAAAAUGAUUAUUCUACUAAUUAUUACAUCUAGUUUCUUCUCCUUUAUUACAAGUUACAGCAUUGGAAUAAUAUCAGAAGAUUCUCCAGUUAUUGAAAUCAGUGAUGGAGAAGGUUUUAUGAAGAGAGCUGUUUCAAUAUUUGGAGAUUCCUCACAAAUGUCACGUCUACAUGAUUCAAUGCAUGGAGUUAAGAUGGGCAUUUCAUCCGAUGUUUGUGAUAAUGCUAAGGAUAACCUUUCUGUAGACUGGGAUGGAUCCCCAUUAAAUUACACUUGCUAUCACCCUAAAAAUCGUCUCCCUGUCGUUAAGGGAAUGAAACCAAUUGAAGAAUGCAACAUUCCAUCUAAAUAUAUUGUAAUGAUUCUUAAGUCAAAACAUGUCUGUAUGAAUGAAAAGAUUGAAUAUGGUGUGUCUAUUCCUACUUAUGGAAAUCAUAGACCCCUGUGGCCAGUCUAUGGUGAAUACAUAUAUGUUCCUCUUCAGCGAUGGUUGCAUAAUUUAGAGCAUGGAGCUGUUGUAAUGUUAUAUCAUCCUUGUGCUGAGCCCCUGGAGGUGGAAAGGUUAAGAAAAAUAGUGAAGGGCUGCUUGCGUAGACACAUUAUUACACCAUACAUGUAUCUCUCUGCUGAUAAACCUUUGGCACUUGUUACUUGGGGGUGUAAGCUACUAAUGAACCAUGUUGAAGAAGAUGUUGUCAAAUCAUUUAUUAAGGCUCGAGCAUUACGUGGACCUGAAGCUCUAGCAAAAGAAGGACAAUAUCGUUAUAAAUUAUUAGAUGUUGCUAUGAUACCAGAAGGAUCUAGUUACCAAGAUAAAAAAUUAUGUCCAUCUUCAUAAAUCCCUUUUGCCAUUUUUGCCCUUAUGUGACAUACAAUUCUUGGGACAUAAAACCCAAAUUUUAUUUUAUUAAUGCAUAAAAAUAAUUGUUUUAUUAUUGAUACAUAAGUUGGAUAAAUAUUUCUGGUUGCAAUGCUACAGCAUGUGUGCAUAAAAUGAUCAAAAUUUAAAACAAAAUACAUUGAUUUUUACUUUUUUGGUGAAAACUUGUUAAUCUGUAUUUGUAUGUUUUAAGGGAUCAACAAACUAUUUUUUACAUGUCAUUUUAUUCAGCAAACAAAUUGUUUUGUUUAUGUUAAACGAUCAAUUAAUUUAUAUUUUUAUGGAUAUACCACAAACAGCAAAAUGAAAUGAAUACUAAGUGAAAUAUGUGUGUACAAAUUCUUAAAAUUAAUUUAAAAUGUAAUUAAAGGCAUUCAUAAAUAAGUUAACAUGAAAAUGAUAUUAAAUUUAAGGGAAAAAGUAUAGAUUGCAAUUAAAAUAGUUUAUCUUUUGUUAUAGAAUCAAAGAAUUUUUCCUUCAAAUGGAUUUAUUGGGUACUUAAGUUUGAAAUCUAUUUAUAUACAUAAUUAAAUUUUAACAAUAAGAGGUAUUACUAAAAAUAUUUAAAGUAAAAAGAUAUUGGAUAUUUUUACUAUAUUAUGUUAUUAAUUAAAAAAAAAACUUUUUAACGAAACAUAAUUGUCAAAACUUAAAAUAUUCAUUUCAUCUUAGUUAAUAUAUCAAAAUUACUAUAAUACCUAACAUAGGGAUCAAUUUAUGAUUGAAUUCUUGCUAAAUAUUUUUUGCCAGUUUUUAAAUACUUAAAAUUUUUUAAGUAGGUAUACUUUUUGUUUUCAAUAAUUUGUCCUAGAUCUCUCAAAAAAGGUAUAGCAAUUAUUUACAAGUUUUCUAAAAGCACUCUUACAAUCAAAUCGAUUACUCCAAAGCUAGAAACUUAUGAUUCUUUUUAAAUAUUUUACAUAUUAAACUAAAAUAACAGCUGGUAUGGAAACAAAUUACACAUAUCUGUAAUAACAAAAUUAAUUUAUCUUCAUUUGAUUGUAUGAAGUAAUCUUGAAGUAUUUUUCAGGUUUUUUUUCACAUAAAUAUUUUUUGCAAUUUACUAACCCUGUCGAUAUACUUUAGCAUUUAUGAAAAACAUAGAAACAACAAAAAAUUUAUUUUCACCCACUAGCUAUUCUUUUCUGUAGUAUCUUUAGUUGUGCCAUAUUCUUUGUACAUUUUUAGUUUUAUUAGAGAAUACAUUUAAUAAAUUCUCUUUUUUGAUGUUCAAAAUAUAUUUUGUAUAACUUAAAUGUGUCAAACCUAAUAUAGAUAUAGAAUAUGAAAAAUUACAACUUAUUAUUCAACUCACUGUCUUUUAAUUCAGUAUUUCCUUCUUCAGUCUCUUUGUUUCAUAGUUAUGAUUAACCAAAAUCAUUUACUUAUACUCAGUUCAAAAAUUAGUUCAAAUUUAUGCUUGUUGAUAUUAAAUAUAAAAAUUGCCCUUUUCAAAAACAGUUAAUUUAUAAGUUACAUUGAACACUUCAACAUUCCUUUUUUGUUGCAUUUUUUUUCUACCUGACAACUUUGUUGAAGAACUUAAAUUAUUUUUUUUUUAUCUAUUUAAAAGUAUUUACCGUUUUAAUUAAAAACUUGUGAUAUAUUAUUUUUGUGUAUUUUGCGUCACUAUAUAGCCUUUAUCUGUUAUAGUUUUUUAGCCAUUAUAUGUCUGUAUAAAAGUUAUGAGUUUACCAUGUUUAUUGAAUCUAAAUAUCUAUCAAACUGCUUGUUAUCUUGCCAUAUUAAGACUUGCAUUUUUAAUAAUUAAAAAGCUUGUUUUUUAUACUGGUUUUAAAAAAAUAAUACAUAAAUGUUUAUUGUCUUAUUCAUGCCUGCAUGAUAAUAGUUAAGUAAGGUAUUAUAACAUCUAUUUAAUUUAUAUGAAUGUUUAAUAAAAGAAAAACAUUUUUGUUGUA
This is a messenger RNA of Parasteatoda tepidariorum (common house spider), 3279 nucleotides long. The record is from RefSeq and is a predicted model, not a curated record. Lineage: Eukaryota; Metazoa; Arthropoda; Arachnida; Araneae; Theridiidae.